Molecule: messenger RNA, 813 nt
Organism: Cyphellophora europaea CBS 101466
Lineage: Eukaryota; Fungi; Ascomycota; Eurotiomycetes; Chaetothyriales; Cyphellophoraceae
Exons: 2
Coding region: 1-813 (270 amino acids)
Biological process (GO): translational initiation
Cellular component (GO): eukaryotic translation initiation factor 4F complex
Molecular function (GO): translation initiation factor activity; RNA 7-methylguanosine cap binding
Source: RefSeq, a predicted model, not a curated record
AUGUCGAUGUCCAGCUUUCCCGCCCUUGACGAGACGGUCCCAUCCAGAUCUCGGUCUGCCACUCUUGAGAGCCUGUCGAGAUCGCGGAAUCCAAGCGUCUCCCGUGCGGCACCACAGCAACAGGUCACCAGCGAUGUCCCAACGAGACCUCCGAUGCCCCGCCGGUCAUCAUCUGCUAUGCACCGCGAAGUGCUGACCCGUCUGCGACCCAUGCCUUUCCAAUACAUAUGGUGCGCAUGGCAUUCCAAGCCCUCUGUAUCGCCUGUCAGCACGCCAAACGAAGACACGGCUCCGGCUUCGCCCACGUACGCCUUGACACUGCUGUCACAAGAGGUCAAGGACGUCGCAGCCUUCUACCGCAUAUUCAACAACACACCCUGGUCGAGCGUAAAAGCCAAAGAGUCUGUGCAUUUCUUCCGUACCGGUGUCAAGCCACUAUGGGAGGAUCCACAAAAUCUCGACGGCGGCUGCUGGGUCUUCAAAGUACGCAAGGAAGACGGCAAAGCACAACGGGCUUGGGAGGAGUGCUGUGUGCUGGCGCUGGGUGGACAACUGCAGAGCGCGAUUGCUGAUGAACAUGAUCAUAUCCUUGGACUCUCAUACUCACCACGUCUGUACCAAGCACACAUCUCCAUCUGGACCCAGAGCGGCGCCAACAAGCAGAGCAUCGCCAAGCUGGAGCAAGCGGUCAUUGAUGGUCUGAGCGAGGACUUGCGGCCCAAGUCGAGCAUGGAGUACUACUAUAAGAUGCACCGCGAGCACGAAGGAUUCGAGGAGGCUGUCGGGCUGAAAUCGACUGAGACCCAGGCCUGA